CCCCGCAAGCACCACGGCACCCGUAUAUAUACCUCGCUAUGUCCAGCCAAAGCAGUUGGUGAGCGGUAAACCCAUAGACCGAUCGAGGCACGCGAACGCGCAUGGCGAGGCCGGCGUGGAGCUCGCUCUUCGGGUGCUUCAGCUCCCACGGCGGCCGCGGCAGGAAGAAGAAGGGCGGCGGCAAGAAAAAGAAGGUGGCCGCGGCGGCGGGGAGCGGCAGCGGCAAGCCGCGGUCGUUGCAGAGCCGGAUGUCGUUCUCGGAGCUGAGCGGGAUGGUGUCGCCGGAGGACCUGUCGCUGUCGCUGGCCGGGUCCAACAUGCACGUCUUCACCAUCGCCGAGCUGCGCGCCGUCACCAGGGACUUCUCCAUGACCAACUUCAUCGGCGAGGGCGGCUUCGGCCCUGUCUACAAGGGCUACGUCGACGAGAAGGUCAAGCCCGGGCUGUGCGCGCAGCCCGUCGCCGUCAAGCUGCUCGAUCUCGAGGGCGGCCAAGGCCACAACGAAUGGCUGACCGAAGUCAUUUUUCUGGGGCAAUUGAGGCACCCUCACCUCGUCAAACUGAUCGGCUACUGCUACGAGGACGAGCACAGGCUUCUUGUCUACGAGUUCAUGACGAGGGGCAGCUUGGAGAAACAUCUCUUCAAAAAAUACGCGGCGUCGAUGCCAUGGUCAACACGGUUGAAGAUCGCCAUUGGUGCUGCCAAAGGGUUGGCCUUCCUCCAUGAAGCCGAGAAGCCGGUCAUCUAUCGGGACUUCAAGACCUCCAACAUCUUGCUGGACUCGGAUUACAAGGCCAAGUUGUCAGAUUUCGGGCUAGCCAAGGACGGGCCAGAGGAAGACGAGACGCACGUCUCGACGCGAGUCAUGGGCACGCAGGGCUACGCCGCACCGGAGUACAUCAUGACUGGCACGCCACUUGACGGCGAAGAGCGACGUGUACGGCUUCGGCGUGGUGCUGCUGGAGCUGCUGACGGGGCGCAAGUCGGUGGACAAGACCCGGCCGCCGCGGGAGCAGAACCUGGUGGAGUGGGCGCGGCCGUACCUGACGGACGCGCGCAGGCUGGACCGCGUCAUGGACCCAAACCUGGCGGGGCAGUACUCGAGCCGGGCCGCGCGCGAGGCCGCGGCGGUGGCGCACCAGUGCGUCAGCCUCAACCCCAAGUCCCGCCCGCACAUGUCCGCCGUCGUCGAGGCGCUGGAGCCGCUCCUGGCGCUCGACGACGGCAUCGUCGGGCCCUUCGUCUACGUCGUGCCGCCCGACGACGGCGACGAAGGCAAGGGAGGCUCCGGCAGAAGAGGCCGGAGGAGGUCUGAAGGCGCGGCGGAGCCGGCCGCCGCCGUGCGGCCGGAGUGAUGUACCUGUGACACGUUUGCUUGGUGCUAACGACUGGGCUAUCGAUCCAACAGCUAGCCGGUGAAAUGGUUGUGAAAUUGAAGCAGGUUGCGUUUGACAUCAAAUGGGAAGAGGUUUUAAAGCUUGUAAAUAGGAGCAUCUCGCCCGUACAUGAGCGUGUACACCAGUUUGUUAUUUUACGUUUACUGGCAAGUAGAGUAUUUGCAUAUGUAGUAUACAUCACAAGUUUGCAACCCAGAUUCUCAAAUCUGCAUGAAAAUUGGAGGAGAAACUGGACUUAGUUUGCAUUUCUGAUGUAACUGGAACCACAUUUGUAGAGUCGAGACCAACUCCGACUGGAAUGUCGUGGCAGGUUCCUCAACAUGCAUGACACGGGCUGAAGGCUGCUAGUAUAUUUCUUCUCGCUAUGUCUGUCAACAAUGAAAUGUAAAUCCCAGUCUUUUCAUUCAA
Molecule: messenger RNA, 1806 nt
Organism: Phragmites australis (common reed)
Lineage: Eukaryota; Viridiplantae; Streptophyta; Magnoliopsida; Poales; Poaceae
Product: serine/threonine-protein kinase RIPK-like
Exons: 5
Coding region: 102-1316 (404 amino acids)
Biological process (GO): protein phosphorylation
Molecular function (GO): ATP binding; protein tyrosine kinase activity
Source: RefSeq, a predicted model, not a curated record